Perca fluviatilis (European perch) is the source of this 5329-nucleotide messenger RNA. RefSeq names its product potassium channel tetramerization domain containing 17 (gene kctd17). NCBI's taxonomy places the organism in Eukaryota, Metazoa, Chordata, Actinopteri, Perciformes, Percidae. Gene Ontology annotation, cellular component: cytoplasm; Cul3-RING ubiquitin ligase complex. The record is from RefSeq and is a predicted model, not a curated record. Bases 90 to 1013 code for a protein of 307 amino acids. Gene Ontology annotation, molecular function: cullin family protein binding. Gene Ontology annotation, biological process: protein homooligomerization; proteasome-mediated ubiquitin-dependent protein catabolic process. The transcript has 7 exons.
AGAAAAAGCCGAGGCAACGGUGGACGCACGGACGGACGCCCUCGCUCGUCUUCAUCUGGUGUCUAGCGGCUUUUUUUUUUCUUUCCUAAAUGGCAACGACAGCGGACGAGCAGCGGGAACCGGAGGACGUCGUUGCGCUGUCGACGCACCACGGCUGCCACCACAACAGCAACAACAACAACAAUAACAACAACAACAAAGACAGCGAGGCGGGUGAGAGCGCGACGUCCGCCAGCACGACUCCAUCAGGCGGGACGGUGUCGCAGAGCAUGUGUAACGGCUCGGUCAUCAACCCCAACGGGGGGAACAACGGGAAGUGGGUACGGCUGAACGUCGGUGGCACGGUGUUCCUCACAACGCGGCAGACCCUCCUGAAAGAGCAAACUUCAUUCCUGUACCGGCUGUGCCAACAGCAGGACCUGCACUCAGACACGGAUGACUCGGGAGCCUAUGUGAUUGACAGAGACCCUACCUACUUCGGUCCCAUCCUCAACUACUUGCGGCAUGGCAAACUGGUCUACAACAAGGAGCUGGCUGAAGAAGGUGUCCUGGAGGAGGCGGAGUUUUACAACAUCACCCCACUGAUCAAACUGGUCAAGGAGAGGAUCGUGGAGAGGGACUCCAAAGCCACGCAGCAGGUGCCUCCAAAGCACGUCUACAGAGUGUUGCAGUGCCAGGAGGAGGAGCUCACCCAGAUGGUCUCCACGAUGUCGGACGGCUGGAAGUUUGAGCAGGUCAGCGUGCGCGCCUGCAGAAAGCCCCGCACCGGACUGCUCUGGACUAUGGUGAACAUCGGCUCGUCAUACAGCUAUGGAACAGAGGACCAGGCGGAGUUUCUGUGCGUCGUGUCCAAGGAGCUUCACACUCCGGGAUCGGGACUGGCUACUGAACAGAGCCACAAAACCAAGCCGGCGGAGAUGCAGGAGGAGGAAGCCGCAAAGCAUGAGGAGGAGGAGGAGGAGGAGGAGGAGGGAGGGAGAGAUACCACACCAAAUGAGUGGCUUAGGGAAUGAGGGAGUCAUGUUUCUUUGUUCCAAAGAGAAGCGGGAAUGGCUCUUCCAGAUCCAUGGGUCCCGGAUGUAGAAAUCACAAGAAUUUGUGUAAAAUUAUAUAAGUAAUUUCUUUUCUAGGCUUAAUAUGACAUGUUGUUGUAUGUGUGCGUCAACAGACGCAGUCAUCAAAACAGAUUUGUAGCAUUGUCAUCAGUUCAUUGACAAAAUGCCACUUAGAAAGAUUACCAAAUGACCAAAAAUGGAAAAAAACUCAAUCUUAAAUCUCACAGUCGGGCACAACAAUAUCUUCCAAAACAAUUUUUCAGUGAAACUAAUUUUAUUAGUACAAAUCUUCAUGUGUUGCUGUGUGCAAGCGUUAUAUUGCCACGGGCUGUAGUGGAGCUUAGUAAAUUCUAACCAAAGAUCCAGUUUAAAGCUGGCUGAACCAGGGUGCUGAACCAAAAUCUGCAUCACUAUGAUCUGACAGACGACGAAUGGUGCGAACGGAUCGGAUUACAUCUGUGUUGUUGCAUCUUCGGAUUAUUACAUUACCUAAUGUUAACACAAGCCCUUUGUUUCCAUAGUCUUCUCCUUUAUUUUGCACUUGAGGCAGAAGUUUCGAGAACAAAAACAAAACCACAACGGCCGGGAAACAAAACCGCCACAGUGAUCCCACCAGCUGUUGACUGCAAACAUUUCAGCCAGGACCAACUUUAAUUAUUAAGCUUGUAGGAAAUAAUGAUGGUCAUUUUAUUUAUUUGUUGCUGUCAGUGUGAAAAGGGGUGAACGCUCCACAGCCCAUGUAGUCAGGGCGAGAGCAGAUCUUGGCAGUGUGCAUUGCAUACAAAAGCUUGUUUUCGUAUUUUAGAGACGGCUCAUAUGCGAGUCAGCGAAGCCUUCGGUUCUGAGUUGCGUCUGCUGCGUUGACCCAGAUCUACCAGCUCGCAGGUCUACUUGUUUGCUCUCAGUGUGAUCCUGGGCUAACGCUGGUUUGACCUCAUGGUCUUAGCUGUUAGCUUAGCCAUUUCUUUGAAUUGACAGAUGGAAACUGCUUGCUGUGGGAUAUGUACUGUAUCACCACUGCAUUAUUUACUGGUCCCCUUACAAAGGUUCCAUCUGGCUACAGACUGUCAGACAGUGAAACAGUCAUUGUCCAACCGAGCUCAAAGUAAAAGCAGAGAGCGCACACACCCUGCACCGACAAAAACACACUGCUCUACAUUUUCCCCUGCACCAACACCCUGUUGUGCACUGGUAUACACCUGCAGCACCUCAUGCCGGUGCAUGCUCAGCAGCAGCAGCAGCGUGGUCUCAGUCUGCCGCACCUGGCUGGGAUCCAGAGCCAGAGAGAUGUUGGCAUAGGCUGGAACAGAGAAGGGUAGAGGGAGGGGGGGAGAUCAUACUGAUGAGGAGAGGGUGAGACAGGAGGGUGAGGUGUACCUUUGUUUUGUAAUAGUGAUAGUCACACAAUGUCCUCUGUCAUCAUCUUUGUUAGUACAAGGAACAGCAGAUCUGCCGCAGCGCAGGUGUGUGAUUGAAGGAGGUAGUUAGAUCAUACGUGACUUUUAACAACCUCUGUUGGUAACUUGUGGGAACUGCACCACAGAUCAAAUUUGUAUAAUGCAGUGUAUUGAAAUUAAUUCAUUUCGAAAGUUCAUCAUCAUUAUAACAUCAUAAUCAUUCAGCAAAUACACCCGUCACAAGGUUUUAGCUGGAGGCGUAGUUGUUGAAUGUUGGAAAAUAAACUUAAAAUUACAGGGUGUUCCGUUUAUAUCAGCAGGUAAUAAAAUGUGUAAAUAGGCAUAUAGCCUAGAAGGCAUCUACAAUAACCCAGUGUCAUGUCGUAGGUUAUCAUUUAAUGAAAAUACAUUGUUGAACAGAUGCUAGUGGAAGUUGGGCCGGACUCCGGGUCCCUUUUGAUCUUUCAUUUCCUGGAGGCAUAAAUACCUAAAAAUCCAGAGUUCAUCUGCAGUGGUAGGGGCCAAACAACAUUAAAACAUUACAACACAAAAGGGAAAAGAAGAAAGGGUAAGCCAUAGAAAUAGAAUGAUAGUAGGACAUUCCAUUCAAAUCAACAUAGCAGGAUGAUCAGAGCAGCAGCCAUUAUUUAUGUGUAGCGUUGCCAUUGCAAAGAGCUGUGACCGUUGAAGCGGGCUAACUCAUUCUAUUUUUUUAUGGCCAAUGCACAGUGCUGAGCGCCAUUUUCUUUUGAACUAGUCAAAUGACCAUUAUACUCUCAUUCACUUUCAACUAUACUUAGUUAUCCACGUUAGCUAGUUAAUCCAGUCGACAUUCCAAUUUGAAGUUAGCCAUACUAGCUAAAUUAGUUCUACUAGCCAAUAGCUGUUUAGAUAAGAUGUCUAACAGCACUCCAACAUCCUCUUAUGGCAUGAUGAAGAAAUCCCUAGAACAGCUGGGCACUGUAGUUUUUUAGCUAACGUGACUCCCAACGGGUAAAUAUAGCAUUUGUUCAGGUUUAAUUUCAGCCACAGAUUAAAACACAUUUGGUUGAUAAAUUCAUAGUUGUUCAUUUUUAUGGAUUUUGUUGACUAGAACAAAAAAUACAAAAUAAAACACCAUGAGACUUUUCCUUUAAGGUUUGUCAUUCUAGCUGUCCCGCACUGACCCUAAAAAAGCUACAGUUCUUUGGCUCGGCUGCUGAGGCUGAGGUUUACCUCAAGCAGAGAGAUUACUUCUGCCUCUGAAGAUUUCUGCAGCCAUAUUGAGCGUUGGCUGUCAGCAGCUUAUGACUCCUGCUGUUUAGCUCCUGUGUAACACUGACUGAAAGGCAACAUGCAUUAGGAAACACACUAACACACUCGGGCUGUUUUAUGAAGGCAAUAAGCAGUUAAGAGUGAGACAAUCAAGAAUUAAGAUCGUGCUUGGUGACUUUUUUGAUAACAUUUUGAUAAUUAAAUCUGAGGAAAAAAAACAGGCUGCAAAUACAAUAUUGUGUUUGUGUGGGCGUCCAUAAGAUGAAUUGUCCCGUCCAUUUGAAGUGUAAAAUAGACACCGUUAUCCUAGACCUUUAAGGUUCCUUGCAAUACAUUAUUCGCUGGAUUAGCAGAUUACAAUACACGUUAGAAUAGUGAUGAUACUCAUCACGCUUAUGCUAAUCAUAAUCGUGAUUUCAGCAGGAGGGAGAAGACUGUUUCUCGUUUUUGUCACUUCAGCUUUCUCUUGUGGCUCUUUUAACUCGGAUCAUUCGGUGCCUUGAGUUCAAGCAGCAAAUGUGACGCGUCAAAAGGCUGACUGUCAAAAUGAUCGUAGGUUAUUAUUACAUGCUUUUUUUUUUUUUUUAAAUGGCUGUUAUAUUUUAGUCAACUGUUGAAUGGGUAGUUUACAAUUUCACUGAGAAUCCAGGUUUGGUAUUUAUGAACAUUUCUUCCAGUGCACGUUUGUUCUGAGAUUUUUAUUUUUCAUAAGGUGUUCCAAGAAGAUAAAGGAAGUACAUGCAGCUGUGUGUAUGAGGUGACGCUGUUUUAAUGCAACUCUUGCAGAGGGCCCUGUUUUGUAUAAAAUCUCAUGCCUUUUUAUUAUUUUGUGCGUUCGGUUGUCUAAUUUAUUCUCGCCGUUUCUUUUUGAAUGUUACCGAUAACAUUUUUUAGUAGGGGGGGGUAGAGGGUUUACGGUCAGUUUCGGGUGACAUGCUUUUCUUUCAUUUUAUUUUUUUACUUUUGACUAAUAUGAUGAUCUUCAACAGUAUAUAGAAAUAUAUUCAUCAGUUUUCCUAAAUAUGCUAGUUUUUAGUCAGUUUUAGUUCACAUAAAUGCUGUUGUUUCCUCAAGACCAGAGUUUGUCCCUCCAAUGAAAAUGUGUUACCAUUAGGUCACUUUUAUAACUCUCCAUUUGUAUGUCCUCUUGUUUAGUUUUCUGGAUCUUAUUUCUUAUUUGUACACUAUGUGUUGAAUUGUUUCUGCUGUACAGUAGAGUGUGUUUUCACAUAACACUCAAUGUGUAAAAGUCUACUUAGCAAUGCUCUCUCAUUAUUCUGUGCAAAAAAAAGAAACAUCUGCCAGGCAGCUGUGGAUAGAAAAAAAACAUUGUAAUCUGAUGCUGGAGGUUUAUUUAUUUUUUCUUCUGCUGUCCAUAGAGCCUCCGUGUCUGUAUACAUAAAACAAUGUGACACAUGCAUUGUAGCGCCUCAAAUCACCCUGUACAGGCUUUAAGAAACGCUGUGUUUUGACUUUAUUUAACUGUAUUUCACCUGAACAACAUACAACAUUUUCAACAAUGUGACAGGAGGUGAUUUCUUUUUUUUUUUUUUUUUUUAAUUUAAUGUAAAUGAAUGUCACCAUUCUCAACUAAAUAAAUCUUUUUUCCUUUGGUUUAAAAUA